This is a messenger RNA of Radiomyces spectabilis, 879 nucleotides long. Its product is annotated as hemolysin-III related-domain-containing protein. The coding region runs from base 1 to 879 and encodes 292 amino acids. NCBI's taxonomy places the organism in Eukaryota, Fungi, Mucoromycota, Mucoromycetes, Mucorales, Radiomycetaceae. Gene Ontology annotation, cellular component: membrane. The record is from RefSeq and is a predicted model, not a curated record. Gene Ontology annotation, molecular function: signaling receptor activity. The transcript has 5 exons.
AUGCAUGAAACCUGGGAUACGGCCAAGGCUGCCAUGGUAGGCGCUCAGCGUUUAUUGCGAUUUCAUGAAUUACCCCGGGAACGACAAGAAAACAAGUAUAUUUUAUCAGGCUAUCGUUUUUAUCAGUCUCACCGGGAUUGUCUUCGAUCCAUCUUCAUGCUGCACAAUGAAACGAUGAAUAUCUGGAGUCAUUUGAUAGGCUUCAUCUUCUUUUCGUUCCUCAGCAUUUAUACCUUCAAUAGCAAAUUUCCUGAAGCCACUCCGAGCGAUCGUGUUGUUUUCACCACUUUUUGUUUGGCAGCUCUCAAGUGCUUGUUUUGUUCUUCUAUUUAUCAUACCUUCAUCUGUCAUUCUCAUCACCAUGUGAAAAAUUUCACCGCCACUUUGGAUUACAUCGGUAUCGCGUUCUUGAUUACCGCUUCGAUUCUCAUCACCGAAUACUACGGCUUUUACUGCAAUCCUAUCGCUCGAUGGCGCUACAUGGUGUUUAGUGGUUUCUUGGGCACGGUGGGGACCAUUACACCCUUUUUCAAAUUUUGGGAUACACCCAGAUACAGACCUCUUCGUAUUGGUGUGUUCCUUGCCAUGGGAUUCUCGAGCCUGGUCCCUGUACUUCAUCUCGUCUCCUCCAAGGGAUUCAUGCCCACCGUCCUUUUCUUGAAACCGGCAUUGGUCAGCUGUGCCAUGUACAUACUCGGUGUCAUUUUUUACGCCAAUCGGUUCCCUGAGCGCGCGUUCCCUGGUCGUUUUGAUUUUGCUGGCAUGACCAGUCAUGCCAUUUGGCAUGUGUUUGUGUGCUUUGGUAUCUUUUUCCAUUAUAUGGCGUCGCUCCAAUUCUACGCCCAACGAUAUUCCUACGGUUGCAUGGCAACUCGCUAA